CUACGUUAACAUUCCGAAAUUGGUGGAUGUAUUGAAUGGUUACGAUCCCAAUGGCGAUUGGUAUUUGGGAAAGCCUAGCAUAAAGUAUAAAUAUCCAGUGUACAACAAAAAAACCAAGACAAAAACAAAGUUAUGGUUUGGAACGGGAGGCGCAGGGAUUUGUAUUAGCAGACCUCUAGUUACGAAAAUGAAGCCAUUUACAAUUGGCGACCAAUUUAUGCGCACCUGCUACGCUGUGAUCAAUGGGGAUGAUGUAACAGUAGCCUAUAUAGCACACUUGCAGAACAUAUCGUUAACGGUUAUAGAUAAAUUUCACUCCCACUUCGAAAAGUUUAAAUCGUUCCCUAGAGAAACCAUCGAGGAUGAGAUCGUACUCAGUUAUAAAGGCCCAAAUAUCCUGGAUAUUGAAGGGUUCGAUCUAAUAACCGACCCUACUAGGUUGAUGUCUCUGCACUGCAUCUUAUUUCCGAAUGCCGAUCUCUGUUCCACGAUGAAAAGGACAUACCCUACAACAAGUAAAACGAUUGAAGAUUCCGUAUAAUAUACAAAUGUAUGGCAAUUAAAAAUAUUGUACGUAAUCGGCGUCACCGAGGCGCAUAAAAACGGAAUACUCGAGAAAAUUUGGUGUAUAAAUAACGCUUG
Photinus pyralis (common eastern firefly) is the source of this 642-nucleotide messenger RNA. RefSeq names its product fringe glycosyltransferase-like. Gene Ontology annotation, cellular component: membrane. Gene Ontology annotation, molecular function: glycosyltransferase activity. The transcript is spliced from 5 exons. The coding region runs from base 188 to 541 and encodes 117 amino acids. NCBI's taxonomy places the organism in Eukaryota, Metazoa, Arthropoda, Insecta, Coleoptera, Lampyridae. The record is from RefSeq and is a predicted model, not a curated record.